AUGUUCAACCUGCUGUGGAACAAGCCUAAGCCAGAACGUUUCAGUCUCGAGAACCUAAAGUCGCUUUGCGCGCAACUACAACAGUUUCCAGGAGAUGCGAACGAAGAGAGUAUCGUCAGCUGUCUAAAGGAGCUGACUCAGCUCUUGAUCUGGGGGGAUCAGCACGAUCCUUCGCUACUUGAGCAUUUUUUCGAGCAGAAUGUUCACUGGCACUUUCUCAAGAUUCUUCAAAGCAAGGAUGAUGGAACACUUAUUGUACAAGUCCUCCAGACUCUCAAUAUCAUGUUUGAAAACGUCCGGUCAAGGCAAUCACUCUAUUUCUUACUGUCCAACAACUAUGUCAAUCAGGUCAUUGGACUCCGAUACGACUUUUCAAACGACGAGAUCCUCGCCUACUACAUCUAUCUCCUCCGGACCCUCUCAUUCAAGCUAUCGAAGGACACCAUCUACUUCUUCUUCAACGAGCAUCUGGACGACUUUCCACUCUAUUCGGAAGCCAUCAAGUUUUUCAACCACGAGGAGUCAAUGGUCAGGAUUGCGGUCCGUGUGAUCACGCUUAACGUGUACAGCGUCAACGAUCGACAGAUGCAAGAUUUCAUUCUGGACCGUACAACGACAACCUAUUUCUCCAAUCUCGUCUGGUUCAUUGGCAACUAUGGAACCACAGUGAACGAUAUGCUUCUGCAUCCAGGGGAGGGCGAGUUUUCAAGGAUGAACUACUAUCUUGCGGAGCACAUGGAUUGUUUCUACUAUGUGAACGACAUUAUCGAGCUGGAAGUGCCCAAGAUUAACAAGAUCUUGAUCUCGCACCUUUUGAACCGACUUUUGCGGCCCAUGUAUCUGGACAGUUUACACCCUUCAACCAGUUCCAACUCCAAUGGAAACAAGAGCUCAACAAGUGCCAAGUUGACGCCACUCGUUGCCAUGUCGCUUAUGCUUCACGCCUUCCACGUUCUUAAGCAUGCCCCUCUCGUCUCGGCGCUGACAUCGACUCUCUUUUCCAGCCAACAUUAUACCACGUACUCGCAUGGCACACCCCCCCCUAAUCUGCGCCACUCGCCAACGCCUCUUGCUCUUGGAAACUUGACGAUAUCUCCGGACUCUAGUCGACCUUCUAGUCCUGUCACCUCUAAAUUUCAGUCAUUCGGGUUGUUGGGAACGAGUCCAGCCGGCUUUGAGUCAUUCAUGCCAUCACUCAGUGCACCAACGGCACGCUUCAACCAUCAACACUCCUUGGCACCAUCGCACGCGUCAGGAGCAACUCAGCAGCAGAACCCCUUCAAAGCUGCCAUCUAUGGGUACCUGAGUCAAGUAGACUCUGACCGCUUGGUUCUUCCGGCGCUGUUGCUUGUUUACCUUACAGGACGCAACCCAGGUGUCAUGCCCGACGUGCUUUUGGGUACUGACAUCUACCCACAACGGCUACUCAAGAGCAAGAUGCUGAUGGGCAACCUUAUGUCGUCUUCAUCUCCACCUGUACGGACCCAACCUGGAGCAACACCUAUGUCGCGGGACCGAUCGUCGGAUUCAAUCUUGAGCACAAAUAGCACUGGCGUCGCUUCAUCUGUCGUGUGGACGACACCUCCGCCGGGUCUGGGCAUUUCGUCAUCUAUUACCGGCAGUCUUUUUGGAGCAGCGGGAUCAGCGGCGAGAAUGAGAACCAGGACCGAGUCGCCAUUGUUUGAGACGGACGAGGCCGAUGAAGAAUCCCGAGAGACAGAGGAGCUGUUGGCAUGCGCUGACAGUCAGUUGGCUGAACCCCCAGCUUCUUCCCCGAAUCGUCGGCGAACUGGGACAGGACCACUGUCAACCAGUCUGCCGUCCUCAAGCAACAUGUCGUCGCUCAUGUCCAGGAACCUCUCUACGGAUGUUGACUCGCAGAGUAAGCGUAAACCGAGAUCGGGUGGGCGCAGGAGCAACAGCAAGCCUUCUUCGUUGUUGGGACCCGUUUUGUCUUCAGGAUCAGAUGCGCCUCCGAGCAUGAGGCACUUGGAUGCCCCAGCGAUGGUACAGGAGCUCAAACCGGUAUUUACGUCCAAGGAAGACCGUGAAGGCGCCUCUAUGUAUCCUUCCACGGACGAGGAAGGCGAGGGCAAAUCGUCGCGACAGGCCAUUACGAGUGGAACCAAAAACCUUGAGCAGGACUCGGUCGAACCACCCCCUCUCCCACCACGACCUUCAGUAGAGCAACAGCAGGAUGAGAAUGCUUCUAUUCAGGAAUCGGUCUCGACCCAGGUGGCUCCGAUUAUUCAAAAUCGCGAGGAAUUGAUGGAUCGUCUCGUCGACAUUAUCUGCGGGCAGCCUGAAUCGGGAGCUCACCGGUUCCGUGUCCUUACCAUCCAGGUGGCGGCAGAACUGUUGAUCGAGUUUGUAUAUACCAAAGGAGGCGCAGGAAAGGAGACCGCGGCAGCGCAGGCAGCUCAGCAAGCGGCAGCAGAGAGUCAGUUGGGCGAAGCACGUCUGUACAGGCUGGCCCUGGCAGAGGUGCAGACCCGAGAUCGUGUUCAGAAAGGCAUUAGAGCAUUAGAAAAGAAGAAGAAGAGUAAUGGGGGCGGCGCAGCUGGGCAGGCAGGAGCGCAGGAUCAGCCUCUGGGAAUGUUGACAGGACGCGUCGAGCGAUCGUUGACUGAGUCUAAACUGGGCAUGGACAAGCAGGUCGUGAAUGUCAUUGCAGAGUCAUCGGUGAUCUAUGGGCCAGACAGAGACUUGGAAAACGAGCUUGAUUUGAAUCCCGAUCCGGAACUUGUUAAGCUGUUUGAUCUGGAUCCAGAGUUCACAAGCAUGAGCCCUGAUAAGCUGUCAAUGGGCGACGACGACAAGACGCUGAAGGGAUCGAUAGACCUGCCUCCGACGAGCAACAACUCAUCUGGAUCCAGCACCAAUGAAGGAAGGCGGGCGAGAAUGAAGAGCAAGAUCAAGUCCAAGAUGCAAGGUCCGACAGCUGUAAACUCUCACCAGCAACCAUCCCCUUCACCUCACCCUCAUCGACCCUCCCCCACGGCAUUGAGCCGACUAGAGGCCAUGGUCGUUCGGUAUAUCAAGUGGCUUCACAUCUUGAUCCAGUGUCGCCAGCUCUUGUGUCGGAACCCUGCUGCUGCGACUGCAGCGAUUUCUGCGAGUUUUAGUCAAGAUUCACUCUCGGUAACCUCGACCGUCUCGGGAACUUUGGCUGGAGCAGUCGUUCAAGCUGGCGCCACCAAAUCGGACUCGCCGACGAUUUCUAUUACUGAAAGUACCACCGCACCUGGAACAUUGGAUCGUCGACCAAGCGACUUUUUGGGCACCGGGAAUAUCUCGACUGGCAACUUAAGUGGUGCUUCGACUCCCGCCAAGGCACCCGCAACAACUGCAACGACAACAUCUACAACCGCCAUGGCCGUUGGUCCUGAUGCGAGUGGUUUGGGAGCUAAAUUGGUAGUAGCAGCAGGAGGACUUUUGCCUGUUGGCUCUUCGUUGACCUCCUCACCUUCGACACAAGCCAACUCGACGGUUUCUUCGGCAUCGUCGUCGACAUCGUCCCUCUCAUCCAUGUCGUCCUCCUCUGCGGCGCAGGCGAUGCUCUCUCAGCCUGCAACCGGAACUGCGUCAGGACGGAUCAUUGGGUCGCGGACUCUUUUGACAGCGACGGCGGCGUUGGAAGCAGCGGCGCACACGAACCAACAACAGCAACAACAACAUAAUCUCGCGUCUACAGGAGGAUCGCAUCCGUUCAUGAACGAGAUGAAUGAGAUGCUUUCGACCCAUCUGGAUCCGCUUAGCAUUAGUGUUAGUGAGGUCAUCCGGAAGAGUAGCGCCAAGAUCAAGAAGUCGGUCGUCGAUCCCCUGGCGGCCAAUCCGUUGUUCAGGUCUGUGUCGAAUGCUUCUUCUUCCUUGGCCGUUGGCCUUGGUGGUGGUGGUAGUAAUGAGGAAAGAGCUUCCGGCGGAGGAGGAGGAGGACGUGGUGCGUCGGCGGUCUCUUCGGCAGCGUCUUCUAUGAGGUCUGUCAAGUCUAGGUCGAGCGCUGUUCUUCCUGUGGGUAUGGAGCGGACCGUCUCGGCGGCGUCGAGCGCUUCGAUAUCUGCGGCGUCUGUGGUCGGCGGAGGAGAUGAUACUGAUGUGGCGAAGGCUGAGGACACGGAGACGGAGAAGGAGGCUGUAGCGGCGGCGGCAGUGGUGGUGGAGACCGUGAGUAUUUUGGACCCGAGUCAUCCAGCCCACCAGUCGGACGAGCAGGUGAUCAAGAUCUUGGAGACACUUGGUCUGAAAUCUGUAGCUGCUUCAGAAGUCUCUAUCGAACACGGCCCUACCUCCAGCAGAGCUGCGUCCAUCAUCUCUUCAUAA
This is a messenger RNA of Linnemannia hyalina, 4320 nucleotides long. The record is from the annotation of a GenBank genome assembly. Lineage: Eukaryota; Fungi; Mortierellomycota; Mortierellomycetes; Mortierellales; Mortierellaceae.